This is a messenger RNA of Oncorhynchus nerka (sockeye salmon), 3708 nucleotides long. RefSeq names its product NLR family CARD domain-containing protein 3-like. Gene Ontology annotation, biological process: intracellular signal transduction. The record is from RefSeq and is a predicted model, not a curated record. Gene Ontology annotation, molecular function: protein binding. Lineage: Eukaryota; Metazoa; Chordata; Actinopteri; Salmoniformes; Salmonidae.
UCCAAUCAAGCAGGAGAGACCAGCCUCUCCUGUUCCCAGCUGUGUGUCCAUGAAGAGUGACCGGUCUAUGAAUAAACCUAUAGAGUUUAGAGAGGGAGACUUUUCUACUGAACAAAGGUACAAUGUAUCACGUCUGGUGAACAGGUUCCACAUCCUCAGUCAGACCAGUACAAACAGGAUCAGCAGCACAACAAGUCCAAUCAAGCAGGAGAGACCAGACUCCCCUGUUCCCAGCUGUGUGUCCAUGAAGAGUGACUGGUCUAUGGAUCAUCCUAUAGUGUUUAGAGAGGGAGACUUUUCUACUGAACAAAGCCCAAUCAAGCAGGAGAGACCAGCCUCCCCUGUUCCCAGCUGUGUGUCCAUGAAGAGUGACUGGUCUAUGGAUCCUCCUCUAUACUUUAGAGAGGGAGACUUUUCUACUGAACAAAGAAACCAACAGGAGAGAUCAGAGUCAGAGAUUCUCAGUGGUCAGUCUUCCCAGAGUCAUCAAACAGACCUGGCCUCCAUAUUCAGUUUGCUUGAAGAGAAAAUUAUGACAUUUGUGAAGAACGAGCUGAAGAUGUUCAAGAGGAUUCUUAGUCCAGAACUCCCACAAGGCUUUGAGAGUCAGAAACGGGAUAAGGAAGUGGUGGAUGCUGAAGAUGAGAAGCAGGAGAGCAGUGCCAGAGAGGGGGCUCUGAAGAUCACACUGCACAUCCUGAGGAAAAUGAACCAGAAGGAGCUUGCUGACACACUGGAGAAAUAUUCAGAUGAGCUCGCUGUGAUUUGCCAACGUGAACUCAAAUCUAAUCUAAAGAAGAAGUUUCAAUGUGUAUUUGAGGGGAUCGCUAAACAAGGAAACCCAACACUUCUCAAUAAGAUCUACACAGAGCUCUACAUCACAGAGGGUGGAACAGGAGAGGUCAAUAAUGAACAUGAGCUGAGACAGAUUGAGACAACAACCAGGAAACAAGCAAGACCAGAGACUGCAAUCAAAUGUAACGACAUCUUCAAACCCUUAACUGGACAAGACAAACCUAUCAGAACUGUGCUGACAAAGGGAGUCGCUGGCAUUGGAAAAACAGUCUCUGUGCAGAAGUUCAUUCUGGACUGGGCUGAAGGAAAAGCAAAUCAGGAUGUCCAAUUUGUAUUUUCAUUCCCUUUUCGGGAGCUGAAUUUGAUGAAAGGGGACAAACACACUUUCAUUGAACUUCUUAAUCACUUCUCAAUGGAAACCAAACAAUCAAGAAUCUCCAACUACAACAAGUACAAAGUUCUGUUCAUCUUUGAUGGUCUGGAUGAGUGCCGACUGCCCCUAGACUUCCAGAAGAACAAGAUCUGUUGGGACGUCACAGAGUCAACCUCAGUGGAUGUUCUGCUGACAAAUCUCAUCAAGGGAAAUCUGCUUCCCUCUGCUCUCCUCUGGAUAACUACCCGACCUGCAGCAGCCAAUAAGAUCCCUUCAGGGUGUGUUGACCAGGUGACAGAGGUACGAGGGUUCAAUGACCCACAGAAGGAGGAGUACUUCAGGAAGAGAUUCAGUGAUGAGGACCUGGCCAGCAGAAUCAUCUCACACAUAAAGACAUCAAGGAGCCUCCACAUCAUGUGCCACAUUCCAGUCUUCUGUUGGAUUUCUGCAACAGUCCUUGAACACAUGCUGAAACAUAAGAGAGAAGAGAUGCCCAAGACUCUGACUGAGAUGUACACACACCUUGUGGUGUUUCAUACCAAACAGAAGAAUGAAAAGUAUCUUGGGAAAGAAGAGACAGGUCCACACUGGAAUAAAGAGAGCAUUCUGUCACUGGGAAAACUGGCUUUUCAACAGCUUGUGAAGGGCAAUCUGAUUUUCUAUGAAGAAGACCUGAAAGAGGCUGGCAUUGAUGUUAAUGAAGCCUCAGUGUACUCAGGAUUGUGCACACAGCUCUUUAAAGAGGAAUGUGGGCUGUACCAGGACAAGGUGUACUGCUUUGUUCAUCUGAGCAUUCAGGAGUUUCUGGCUGCUGUAUAUGUGUUCCUCUCAUUCAUCAACAACAAUGAGAAUCUAAUGGACAAACUGCAAACAAAGUCCAUUACUUUCUACAAGAGUGCUGUGGAUAAAGCCUUACAAAGUGAGACAGGAAACUUGGACCUUUUCCUCCGCUUCCUUCUGGGCCUCUCACUGGAGUCCAAUCAGAAGCACUUACGAGGUCUACUGACAAAGACAAGAAGCAGCUCACAGAGCCAUGAAGAAACAGUCAAGUACAUCAAGGAGAAGAUCAGGGAGAAUCUCUCUCCAGAGAGGAGCAUCAAUCUGUUCCACUGUCUGAAUGAACUGAAUGACCAUUCUCUAGUGGAGGAGAUCCAAAGAUACCUGAGAUCAGGAAGUCUCUCAAAACCCAACCUGUCACCUGCACAGUGGUCAGCUCUGGUCUUUGUGUUGCUGACUUCAGAAAAGGAGCUGGAUGUGUUUGACCUGAAGAAAUACUCCAGAUCAGAGGAAGGUCUUCUGAGGCUGCUGCCAGUGGUCAAAGCCUCCAGAGCUGCUCUGCUGUCAGGCUGUGGAGUCACAGAGGAAGGCUGUGCUUCUCUGGUCUCAGCUCUGGAGUCAAACCCCUCACACCUGAGAGAGCUGGAUCUGAGUAACAAUGACCUGAAGGAUUCAGGAGUGAAGCUGCUCUCUGCUGGACUGGGGAAUCCCCACUGUAAACUGGAGACUCUGAGGUCAGUAUUAUCAGAUAUGAAAGCACUUUAUGUAUGUUACAUCCUGUCUGUCAUUGUAUUUCUUCUGUGUUUCAGACUCACUGUCUGUAAACUCACAGACACAUCCUGUAAAGUGUUGGCCUCAGUUCUCAGUUCAAACCCCUCACACCUGAGAGAGCUGGAUCUGAGUAACAAUGACCUGAAGGAUUCAGGAGUGAAGCUGCUCUCUGCUGGACUGGGGAAUCCCCACUGUAAACUGGAGACUCUGAGGCUGUCAGGCUGUCUAGUCACAGAGGAAGGCUGUGCUUCUCUGGUCUCAGCUCUGAGGUCAAACCCCUCACACCUGAGAGAGCUGGACCUGAGCUACAAUCACCCAGGAGACUCAGGAGUCAGACUGCUCUCUGCUGGACUGGAGGAUCCACACUGCAGACUGGAGAAACUCAAUGUGGAACAUGGUGGAGAGAACAGAAUGAAACCUGGGCUUAGAAAAUAUGUCUGUGAUCUCACACUGGACCCAAACACAGUAAACAGACACCUCUCUCUGUCUGAGGGGAACAGAAAGGUGACAUGGAGGACAGAGGAGCAGCCGUAUCCUGAUCACCCAGAGAGAUUUGAGGACUGGGGACAGGUGCUGUGUAGAGAGGGUCUGACUGGGCGCUGUUACUGGGAGGUAGAGUGGAGUGGGAGGGCUGGUAUAGGAGUGACAUAUAAAGGAAUCAGCAGGAGAGGAGGAGGGGUGCACUGUUGUCUUGGAUACAAUGACAAGUCCUGGAGUCUGUUCUGCUCUGACAACAGUUACAUUGCCAGUCACAAUAAUAAUCCCACUACCAUAGACGUCCCCUCCUCCAGCUCCCACAGAGUAGGAGUGUAUCUGGACUGGCCAGCCGGCACUCUGUCCUUCUAUAGAGCCUCCUCUGACACACUGACCCACCUGAUCACAUUCACCUCCACAUUCACUGAGCCCCUCUAUCCAGGGUUUAGGGUUUAUGAUGAUUCCUUUGGGAUUUGGGACUCCUCAGUGUCCCUGUGCCAGUGAUACACACACACUAU